GUUUGCCUCCAAUACUGCUCCCGUAUUCUGUCUGUCAGUCACAGAAUGCUUGCUGUAUCCAUAGCAACAGAGCUUCCUCUUCCUGUCUGGUGCCUAUGUCACAAUAAGAUCAGGAGGAAUGCACCAUCAUCCGUUCUGUUUGAUCUAACUAUGCUCUGAUAUUAGGACCAAACCAGUUCAUGAUCAGCUGUAUGUGACACCAUGUUCAGUACCAUGUACAGUAUGGGCAAACAGGAAAAUGGACCCAACCUGGCUGGAGAAUAGAGCAGAGGCAUGCAAACAAAGUUCAAAUUGGAAACUGGGUGGAAGAGAAACUGCAGACAGUUCACUCGAGAGUGUAAGACAGCCAACAGCACCAACUGUGCAGACUACCAGCCACAGAGGGCCAGAUGUCAUCGUGAGACGAAUGGCGCUGUGGAAAGCUGAGGGCGUUGCUGCCAAGCUGCUUCUCUCCCACCACGGCACGCUGCCCUCCCAUUACCUGGUCACCCUCUAUGAUGAGAUGUACAGGCGCCAGGGCUCCUCCACCCUGCCCACAUUGUGCUCCUGGCAUCCAGACAGGCUGGCGAGGAUGCCAGAGAAGUCUGACCACCACCGUUAUCCAAUCCUGUCAGCUGUAAUUACAAACUGGUGUCAAGUAAAUAAAAGAAGUCAAGAAAAAAAUAAGUAGUGUUCCACAGUUAAAGUUUAGGCAGAACAAAUGGCCUUUGAUUAUUCCAAAUAUGUCACAGAUAUAUUGUAACUAAUGACUGCAUCACUGUAACAGCUGAGCUCUCUCUCCUUCCCUUCCUUCUCCCUCCUACCUCCAACUAACUUUGGCCUGGUGGAGUAUAGACAGGUUCAUCUGGACCAGCAGUAGUCCCCAUUCUCAACGCUAAGUGUGUACAGGACAGCGUACCAGAGGCACCCACUAAGUGCUUUCUGCCAGCCCCGCUUAGCCAGGGUGCCACGUGACCUUUCCAGCAAGCUCCAUCCUGCCAAUCUGAACAACAAGGACCUGGAAAUGAAACAGCAGUCCUGUAGACAGGUCCAAGACAGCUCGGUCUCCGCCAGCCUCUUCCCUCCCCUCUCUUGGGUGUAGACACAGAGCUCAGGCUCACAAGCUGUUUAGAUACUCAGGGGCCAAACUCAAUGUGGUGCUGUUUGAGAGUUACAUUUUUUAUUAGUCUGAGGCAUGAAACAUUUAAUGGAGCAGAACAUUUGGGAAAUCAAAAGACGUAAAAAUUAAACAGGAGUCUCAUUAUAAUCUCUUAAA
This is a messenger RNA of Salmo salar (Atlantic salmon), 1255 nucleotides long. NCBI's taxonomy places the organism in Eukaryota, Metazoa, Chordata, Actinopteri, Salmoniformes, Salmonidae. The record is from RefSeq and is a predicted model, not a curated record.